This is a messenger RNA of Naegleria fowleri, 1101 nucleotides long. RefSeq lists its product as uncharacterized. The transcript has a single exon. The record is from RefSeq and is a predicted model, not a curated record. The coding region runs from base 1 to 1101 and encodes 366 amino acids. Lineage: Eukaryota; Heterolobosea; Eutetramitea; Acrasida; Naegleriidae.
AUGUCUCCAAACACCAAAGAUUUUUAUCUUGCUCGAACCAUGCAAGAUGCAAUUCACAUGUUUGUCACUAGUUUCGGAAAGGAGCAAAACGAAGACACGAUUCACAAAUUUGAACCAGAACUCUCUCCGAAUACGAAUAUGGUUCAACAAGUUUCUCGUGAGUGUAUCCUCUCAUUUGGUUCCACUCUUAAUUCCUCCGAUCGGAGAAGUACUCUUCAAGAGGAUGAUGAGCAAUUGUUUUGGAAAGAAUUCACAAUUGUGAGUCACAAGACAAUGAAUUCACAUCAAAUGUGGAAAAAUUUAAUUAUGAUUUCCUUGUUUUUAAAUGAUGAUGAGGAUGGUGAGAAGGAACAAGAAGAAUUAUUGAAGAAGGCUCUUUCAAUAAUUCAAGAAAAAUCUAUUCCUUUUAUGGGCAAUUUUAAAUUUUCUUUUUUAAUUCCCAUUCCUGAAAACAAUUCAUUGUACACAAAAUUGAAAGAGAAAAUUAAUGAAAUCAACAAGACACAACCUCGACAUGUUGAAGUGACAACGGCCAUGUAUGUCACCAAGGACAUGUAUUGCCACUCAUUGUUAGGCUCAAGUCGUGAAAUUUCAAUUCCUUCCAUUGUUUCACAUGUCGAAUUUUUGGACAAGUCUUCCAAAAGCUAUUUGAACAAUGUCAAGCUGUACAGUGAAACUCACAAAAUUGCGUACGGCGAUGAACCCAAUAUGAAAGAUGUUAAAUUUUAUCAGACUGCGAAAUUCGUCAUUCCUUCACGUAACCAAAAUGGUGAAGAAAAUGAAAAAUUUGUGGAACGAUUUAUUGUCCAUGCGAAGAGUGAAAUUUCUUCAUGUAAUGCUCCAGUUUCGUGUUGUGCCAUGUUUUAUGGUAGAAAGGCGAAAAGUGCCUUCUUGCAUGAUGUGACUGUUCGUCCUCAAUUUCGACAACAAGGAUUAGCACAAUACAUGACAAAAAUUAUGAUGGAAAGAGCGUUUUUCGAGUAUGAGAUGAAUUGUGUGACUUUGACAGCUGUUGGAUCAGCGAAAGAAAUUUAUCAUCGAAAAUUUGGAUUUGAAGAAUGUGGACAUGUGGAAUAUAUUAACAGAGCUUUCAAUGAAUAA